CCUGUCUUGAAAAACCUAACAGCAACAAUAGACAAACAAACAAACAACACCACCAAACAAAAAACCCAAACAAAACACGAUGAUCUACUAUUUGAAAGGGAAUGACGACUCUCUCCAGCAUUGGCAUAGACUAAGAGUCCACUCAAGGUGUUGAAGAUUUCCACUGCCUCCCAAUCUUGACUUAAGGAUCAGAGAUGGGUCAGACAGAGACAUGCGAAGGACAUAUUGUGGAGAUCUUUCCUGCUUGAAGCCUGAGUUGGCCUCCAGGUCUCCCUAGUAUAUACCAUUAGUGCAGGUAAAAAGGAUGUUUCAUGUGUAGUUCAGAGUAAGAAGCAAGGCUCCAGAGGCCAGGGAAUCCACCCAGCGUCUAUCCACUGCCACUGUGAUUAUUCACUUAUCAGUGAUCUUUUUUUUAAGAUGAUUGCCCCCUGCAACGCCCACUGGACCCAGAAAAGGGUGUUGGGGACUUCAGAGUGCAGAGAGUCUGUAGGAAGCCUUGAAAAUGGGAGUUGGAGGUGAUCUCUGGAGAGCCGCUCUGCAGAAAACAAAGCAAAGCCUAGCUGGCUUGGGUGCCCUUGGUCUUCUCCGGCUCCCCAGCUGCUGUGCUUUGCCGGCGACAUGGUGACGAUGGAGGAACUGCGGGAGAUGGACUGCAGCGUGCUCAAAAGGCUGAUGAACCGAGAUGAGAACGGCGGCAGCGCGGGCAGCAGCGGCGGCAGCCACGGCGCCCUGGGGCUGCUGAGCGGCGGCAAGUGCUUGCUGCUGGACUGCAGGCCGUUUCUGGCUCACAGCGCGGGCUACAUCCGAGGCUCGGUGAACGUGCGCUGCAAUACCAUCGUGCGGCGGAGGGCCAAGGGCUCCGUGAGCCUGGAGCAGAUUCUGCCCGCCGAGGAAGAGGUGCGCGCCCGCCUGCGCUCUGGCCUCUACUCGGCUGUCAUCGUCUACGAUGAGCGCAGCCCGCGCGCCGAGAGUCUCCGGGAGGACAGCACAGUGUCGCUGGUCGUGCAGGCGUUGCGCCGGAACGCGGAGCGCACAGACAUCUGCCUGCUUAAAGGUGGCUAUGAGAGGUUUUCUUCUGAGUACCCAGAAUUCUGCUCUAAAACUAAGGCCCUGGCCGCCAUCCCACCCCCCGUACCUCCCAGCACAAAUGAGUCCUUGGAUCUGGGCUGCAGCUCCUGUGGGACCCCACUGCACGACCAGGGGGGUCCUGUGGAGAUCCUUCCUUUCCUCUACCUCGGCAGUGCCUACCACGCUGCCCGCAGGGACAUGCUUGAUGCCCUGGGGAUCACGGCUCUACUGAAUGUCUCCUCAGACUGCCCCAAUCACUUUGAGGGACAUUACCAGUACAAGUGCAUCCCGGUAGAAGAUAACCACAAGGCUGACAUCAGCUCCUGGUUCAUGGAAGCCAUCGAAUACAUAGACGCAGUGAAGGACUGCCGAGGGCGAGUGCUGGUUCACUGCCAGGCCGGCAUCUCUAGAUCAGCCACCAUCUGCCUGGCCUACCUGAUGAUGAAGAAACGGGUGAGGCUGGAGGAGGCUUUCGAGUUCGUCAAGCAGCGCCGUAGCAUCAUCUCGCCCAACUUCAGCUUCAUGGGCCAGUUGCUGCAGUUCGAGUCUCAGGUGCUCACCACGUCCUGCGCAGCGGAGGCCGCCAGCCCUUCCGGGCCCCUGCGGGAGAGGGGGAAGGCCACUCCCACCCCCACCUCGCAGUUCGUCUUCAGCUUCCCCGUGUCCGUGGGUGUGCACGCGGCUCCCAGUAACCUGCCGUACCUGCACAGCCCCAUCACCACCUCCCCCAGCUGUUAGGACUAGUCACGGGACACCGAGUCCAGAGUCGGCCCCAGCCAGUGUGCAAGCCACAUGUGAGGAGCGAAUAGGGACUGACCAGUGGGGGACCAGGUGACCGUCCCCAUCCAUUUCUCCUUGGCCGACCACAGGGCCAGCUAGGAUGGCAAUAACUAUGACUUUGAAUACACAUUUAAAACAAACACAGCUAAACACCCACAGCCUAGAGCAAUAAGAGCAGCUUCCGCUGCCAGAGAAGACUUGGAUUUUGUGUCCGUUUUUCCUUUGCAGGUAGAAAUUUACCUCAUUAUUAUUAUUAUUAUUUUUUAAAGCAAUCAAGCUUGAAAGUUAUGAAGCCCACAGAUCCUGGCAAAUGUGCCCAACCAGUUUUAUUGAGUGGAGAGGGAAGGAGGAGAAAGUUGAGUUUGCCAGAAAAGUGCCUGGUUCUGUGUGCAUAUUCUUCUGUUGUUGGACCCACAGCAGUUUUGUUCUAGAUCCUUCUAGGCCACAGUAUUCUGGUUAGCCGUCAACUGGAUAAUUGAUGUUUAAUGAGUAUUGAGAACCUGAGCAUGUGUGUGUGUGCGUGUGUGUGCAGGAGUCUGGUGGCUUUGGGAUAUGUUUCUGUUGAGGUCACACACAGAGACACAAAGCUGUGCUGGCGGUGAGGGGAGUGUGGCAGGUAGGUGGUCGCUGGGGUCACCGUCUUUCAUCGUUGCCACUGAGAAGCAGGCAGGGUGACUUGCAAGGAACAAGGUUGGUCACUUUUUGCAGCUGGCUCCUGGGCCCACUGACCCAGCCGGGCAAGCUUUUCUCUCUAGUUUGACUGCGGGUAGAGCAUUUGGCCUAGGAUCUGGAUAUCGUCUGGGGAAAUGCCAUCUUUUCUAAGGUGCUCCUGGAAAACUGGGUGCAAUUCAGAUUUUCCUACCGUGAAUCAUUUUGGUAAGGCCAGCUCAGAACCAGAUCACUGAAGAUGAACUAAAAAUGAAUCUCCUCUUGGCGUUGAUCUCCUCCCUCCCUCGGAUAAAUUGGGCGUUUCAGUUCUAGGAGUUUACUUGAAGUAUACAUACCAAGAAAUUCUUGUUACGAAAUCCCUGUCAAGUGAAUACUUUGAAAAGUCCUCCCUCUUUUGAGUAAAAAGAUAAGUGUAUGUCUGACUUGGGGCUCCUUACGGUCUGGAAGGGAGAGAGCAGAGUUGGGGGGCUGCGUGCUAGCUCCUAUCUUACUGAUAGUGACUCAGAAGCCAUGUUGGGUUCUGACUGGGCCAACACCAUUUUAAAAGAGCCUUUCCAAGUGGAGGAAAGGCAUUGGAGUGUGUUUUCUAGGGGGAAGGUGCAGGGUGGGGAGGGAACCUGUUUCGUCUGUAGUUUUGGGGGACAGUUUUGUGACGGCAUGUCAGAUUAGAUAGAGGUCACUGCAGACCUGGCAGAAAUGAGCACGGUCCCGCCCCCCUCCCCCACUUUGAGCAUAAAUAUAAAACUACAAGUGUCCACGUUACAUCAUGAUGGAAUGCUUUCUCAUCCAGAGUCCCAGACAGCCCGGGCUCAUGGUUUUUCCGUCCAUGAAAAGGGGACUUACGUUGCUAUGACUUGUAUUGGGUGGCCUGUGUCAAACCCCACCUUUGGCUGAGAAGCAAGGGGUGUCCUGAUUCCCUGACUGCCGCUUGGCUGAAGGCAUGGAGGGGCUGAGCUCCUCGACGCUGGACUGCCUAUGCCUAGUUGGAUGGUCCUACGUUUGCCCCCUGCUUCCUGGCAGCUGUUUCAUGUUUGGUGAAGAAUUAGAUGAGAUGUGUUUUUGUAGCUAGGCAAGUCCUGGGUUCCCAGAGUAAAGGGUAUGUGGAGAGCAGGUAUCUGUUAGACUACAUUCACUUUCUAUAUGAGUGCUUGCCAAAUGUGUCCUAGUUCCCAGACUGGAUCCCAACUGCACAGGCAGUGGGAGCUCCAAAUGUCCCUCCCCUGCUUCCUAAUUCAAACCUCCUAUGACAGUGUCAAGGGGCUAUUUAUAAAGUCAUGUUCUUUGUACUUGAUAACAGCAUGAGACCCAAAACUCUUAGAAAAUAGGACACUGGUUUGAUUGAAAAAAGGGGAGGCACACCUUAAACAUAUUCUCCAGAAGCUUCUCUGAUGGCUUGGAAUAGCUCUAAUGACGACCGUGUCCCAAGGGUCAAGGACCAUUUCCCGUCCAUGAGCUGAUUUCUGGUGAUGGGGAGUUUUGGAAAGUCAGAAAGAAAGCCAUUGAGUAUUUGUAGUAUUUGUAGGAGAAUGAGGUUUUCCUCCGGAAACUUGGCUCCCUCCAUGGUGUUCCUGGGACCCUGAGGGCUAAAGUACAGGUGAGGCAGUGGCUGGCAGUUCUCAGCUCCAUUCUCCCCUGAGACCUUGUGCUCUUGUUCUUGGCUUUCUGUAAGACUGGGGAAGCCAAGGGAGGGGUUUGAGAGUCCUUGAGAAGGAGGCAGGAAGGAGGAAGAUUGAUAGUUACUCCCAAGGGGAAGGGACUGGGUGGUGGCCAAGGAAGCCUGUGGCAGUGAUAACAGUAGCUCAUCUGGGUUCAUAAUCACCUGGGUAGCCUUUAAAAUCCUCAUAUCUAGGUGACCCUUGACCAAAUAAACCAGGACGUGGGGGGUGGGGGGGUGGGAAAACGGGACUUAGACACCGAUCUGUUACAGUGUUCACUGUUAUGUGCUUUGACUGGAGACACCAUUGCUUGGGGAUGGUGAAAGCCAGGUCUUGUAGGCACAGAGUAGUAAACAGACGGUACAGUAGGGCUUUGUAACAGGGUCACUGUGGUCCCGCUCUCCACAGCUGGCUGAGGGAAUGCUGUGGUUUCUUUGUGGGGAGCCCGAAUGGGAACCAAUUUGUGGAGCAUUGUGAGUGGGCUCAAUAUAGUGUCUGGGUGUUGAUGUGUUUCCUUAAAUUUUGUCUGCAGGAAAGAUGGAGAAAGUAUGUGUCUGUUUUGAAGUCCUCCUUCUAGUGCCCUAUCCUUCCUUAGAACUCACGAAUCAUUCAAGGGACUUCAGAAAGAUAACAAUGCAAUACUUGUAACGUGUGUAAAUAGCCCCCGUCUUUCUGAGUGCUGUCAUUUCUACAUUUGAUAUGCUCGUAUUUCUGUAGGUUGUACCUUGUUUUCUAGAAGAGUCAAACAUGUCUGUUUUUAUUUAUUGCUUGAAAAAAGAUCAUUUGAAGAAAAAUAAAUACAUUUUCAACCA
Molecule: messenger RNA, 4984 nt
Organism: Rattus norvegicus (Norway rat)
Lineage: Eukaryota; Metazoa; Chordata; Mammalia; Rodentia; Muridae
Source: RefSeq, a predicted model, not a curated record